AUAUGAAGUACAAGGUCAACCUGUUGAGCGGUUUUGGGGUUUUGAGAAUCCAAAUGGACAUAAUGCCGAAGCAUUAUCACAAACUAUAUUUGGUUUAAUUGAUCCACUUCUGGAAAAAUCGCCUAAUAAAUUGAUUGCUCAGUCAUACGACGGUGCAUCGGUUAUGAGUGGCCAAAAAGGUGGUGUUAAUGUGAAGAUAAAAGAAAAGUAUCCAUUCGCCUUUUUUAUUCACUGUUAUGCUCACCAAUUGAAUCUAAUAAUGAUACAAUCAAUUUCAAAAAAUAAGCAAAGGGUAUCAGUGUUAGAUGAAGUAGUCGGUGUUCGUUUGCCAAGAGCAGUACAGACUCGAUGGAACUUUAAUAUAAGAACCGUUAAUACUGUUUUUGAACACAGGGAAGACUUGAUUAUUUGUAUGGAUAAAAUAAUUGAAACAUCUUUACAAGCUAAAACAAUUAAUCAAGCCACUGGUAUUAAAAGGCUCCUAGAAGAUACUGAUUUUAUUUUUUGGCUGAAUAUUUUUCAUAAAAUUAUGCCACAUGUUGACUGUUUGUAUAGUUCUGUCCAAGCUAGAAAAACAGACCCUGUUCAA
This is a messenger RNA of Myzus persicae (green peach aphid), 589 nucleotides long. RefSeq lists its product as uncharacterized. NCBI's taxonomy places the organism in Eukaryota, Metazoa, Arthropoda, Insecta, Hemiptera, Aphididae. The transcript is spliced from 2 exons. The record is from RefSeq and is a predicted model, not a curated record. The annotation marks the transcript as partial.